CACGGAAUUACGUCAAAUACCGAAAACGGCAUUCAUUGUGAAAAAGUUACCUCGCACUGUGCUAAGCUAUGAAGAAUUUGUUUGUGAUUAUAUUUGCCUGCGGUUUGCUAUUGAAGUUCGGCAACUCGCUUAAAAUCGAUUGUGAUAAUCCCGAAUCGAUAAAGGAGGAUCGUAUACACUACUGCUGCAAACAUCCCGAUGGCUAUCAGGAGUUCGUGGACUCGUGUGCCAAGGAGACGGGCUUCAAAUUUAUCAAACACGAUGAGGAGGCAAUUGUCGAUAUAACAGCGGAUCAUGCCAUAUUGGGUACAUGCUUCGCCAAAUGUAUCUUCAAUAAGUUGCAAUUCAUGAAAGGUGACGAUUUGGAUAUGCCGGCGGUGCGCAAACACUACGAGGGUAAAUUCAAAACAGAUCCAGAGUAUGCAAAGGAAAUGACAAACGCAUUCGAUCACUGUCAUAGCAAAUCCAUUGAGAACACUGCGAAAUUCCUAUCCAAUCCAAUAUUCCACGUACCCGGCGCUAAGUACUGCGAUCCCAAGCCCAGUGUCAUUUUGGCCUGUGUAAUACGUGAGUUCUUUCACAAUUGUCCUGCCGAUCGUUGGGCUAAGACGGAAGAGUGCAACACCGUGUUGGAGUUCAGCAAGAAAUGCAAAGACGCAUUGACCACGAUUUAAGUGACGACUGCAGUGUUGUGGAGGAAUGUUAAUAGCAUCGUUGAAUAAUUAAAAAUGAUUGUUUGUGUGUUUAAAAAAUCGCUUCAAAAUUUUGGUAACAUUUUAGUAGUAACUCUCUCUAGGUGCGUGAUUUGACAACCACUUUACCUACCUACCUACCUAGUAAUAAAUCAAAAAUUGUUUAAAAAUGUUAACAAAAACACUUUUUUCUGGAAUAAAUGUUUUGGCCUUUUCGAUAAAUUUGAUUU
Molecule: messenger RNA, 922 nt
Organism: Zeugodacus cucurbitae (melon fly)
Lineage: Eukaryota; Metazoa; Arthropoda; Insecta; Diptera; Tephritidae
Gene: Obp58c
Product: general odorant-binding protein 66
Exons: 3
Coding region: 69-674 (201 amino acids)
Molecular function (GO): odorant binding
Source: RefSeq, a predicted model, not a curated record